Oreochromis niloticus (Nile tilapia) is the source of this 1187-nucleotide messenger RNA. It is a transcript of the gene srp14, whose product is annotated as signal recognition particle 14. NCBI's taxonomy places the organism in Eukaryota, Metazoa, Chordata, Actinopteri, Cichliformes, Cichlidae. Gene Ontology annotation, cellular component: signal recognition particle, endoplasmic reticulum targeting. The transcript has 5 exons. The coding region runs from base 135 to 467 and encodes 110 amino acids. The record is from RefSeq and is a predicted model, not a curated record. Gene Ontology annotation, biological process: SRP-dependent cotranslational protein targeting to membrane. Gene Ontology annotation, molecular function: endoplasmic reticulum signal sequence receptor activity; 7S RNA binding.
CAGUGUGAGGUAAGUCUAUCGCGCACAGGUCAUGAGGUCGCAGGGCGGGGCUUCGGCUUGUGCAGUAGGCUACGUGUGCUUCACAGCAGUUAGCUUGCGGUCAGUGAGUUAACACCACAACUGAAGACAGAGACAUGGUGCUGCUGGAAAAUGAUUCGUUUCUCACAGAGCUGACACGGCUCUUCCAGAAAUGCAGAACAUCAGGCAGUGUUGUCAUCACAUUAAAGAAGUAUGAUGGGAGAACCAAACCGGUGCCCAGAAAGGGCCACGCGGAGUCUUUUGAACCUGCAGACAACAAAUGUCUCCUCAGAGCGACUGACGGCAAGAAGAAAAUUAGCACAGUGGUCAGCACCAAAGAAGUUAUCAAAUUUCAGAUGGCGUACUCUAACCUCCUCAGAGCUCAUAUGGAUGGACUUAAGAAGAAAGACAAGAAAAGCAAAAGCAAGAAAACCAAAGCCACUCAAUGAGCAAGAGACUCUGACCUUGGGUACCUAAACUGGUUCGCACUAUCUGAGGGGAGUGGGAGAGGGCUCCAUGUGAUCUGCAGCCCCCAAUCUGCUUUCCUCCCAUUCAUUCGAGGCCUCAGAUUCACAGACUGCUUUGAUAUUAUGCCAUUGUUUGCAUGAUAACAUCUCAUCCCUGACUGUCCAGUGCCAUUUGGAACAGAAAACUGAGGAUUUCUCAUUCAUCAUCUCCACUAUUUCUGCUUCGGGACCAGAUUUUCAAAAGUUCUGCUGCCUCUGGAGCCCGAUGAUUAACAGCCCUUCACUCUAUUUAAUUAUUAGAGAGCAUAUUUAUGUUAUGUUACCAGCUUAAAAAUAAAAGUUGUGCUAGCUCAUUCUAAUUCAGCUGGCUGUAGAUGUUUCAUUUUUUAUUUUUUCAUGAAAUUGGAUUUAAAUGUCAAUCUGAGUUUUCACGUAGAACCAAAUGUUUUUUUUUUCUGGUGGGGUCAAAUGUCAUGUACUGUAUAUUUUUUUUUUAUUAUGUCUUUAGAGGCACAAUUAAUAUUAUAGUCAUUGUUUUUACAUACCGAUACCAAGCUGUUAAACUGGCUGUCUUAAAUACUUUAACACCAAUAUGUAUAUUACAGCUUCAGCUAAUGUCUGAAUGAUGUCAUGAUUUGGUUAAAUAGUGCAAAAAAUGUUGAAAGCUGCAGAUUUACUGAAAGCAUGUUUGAGUUAUAAAUA